ACAUGCUACUGUGGAUGUUUAGAAACUAUAACAUUAUCUGAGAGAGCCAGUGUACAAGACUGUGUUUUACAGUGAGCGAUGGCACCCAUAUUAGUCGAUAACAGCAAGUCCAGCACAGCAGAGAGGGAGACUUAUGUGGACAAUGGCUUUGUACAUAUUAAAAACCCUCACCUGGACAUGCUGUCUGAAGAUAUUCUCUACCACUUCGACUUAGGAACCAAAACGCACGAUUUGCCCUCCAUGUUUGGAGAUGUUAAGUUUGUGUGUGUUGGAGGAAGUCCUAACAGAAUGAGGAGCUUCGCAUUAUUCAUUCAUAAUGAACUGGGUCUGGACGGAGAUGGUAAUAACAUAGUGGAUAUCUGCGCUGGGACGGACAGAUAUAGCAUGUACAAAGUAGGCCCUGUGCUGUCUAUUAGUCACGGGAUGGGAAUCCCUUCUAUUUCCAUUAUGCUCCAUGAACUCAUCAAGCUACUCCACCAUGCCAAGUGCCGUGACGUCACCUUAAUUCGCAUUGGGACAUCUGGAGGGAUUGGCAUCGAACCCGGCACAGUUGUGAUUACAGACAUAGCUGUAGACGCCUUUUUUAGGCCCCAGUUUGAGCAGAUUAUUUUGGACAAAGUGGUGGUGAGGAAUACCCAACUUCACCAGGAACUCGCCAAAGAUCUGCUGGAAUGCAGUCGGGAGAUUUCCAGUUUUCCUACAAUUAUCGGUCAUACCAUGUGCACAUAUGACUUUUACGAAGGUCAAGGCAGAUUAGACGGUGCUCUCUGUUCAUUUUCUAAAGAAGAAAAGUUUGAAUAUUUGCGUAAAGCGUAUGCCGCUGGAGUUCGGAACAUUGAGAUGGAGUCUUCUGUAUUCGCCGCAAUGUGUCAUCUGUGCGGACUUAAAGCUGCAGUGGUCUGUGUGACUCUUCUCAACCGACUAGAAGGGGAUCAGAUCUGUCACAGUCACGGUGUUCUAACGGAAUUCCAGAGCCGACCUCAGCAACUGAUUGCAACAUAUAUCAAGAAACAGCUUGGUGUGUGCACAUAGCCUGACAAGUUAGGCAUUAUGGGAAUUAACAGUGCACAUUAACUUAAAAAGCCAUUGCUAUAUGCAACAUUUGCAGACUGUUUAACAUGGGCAUUCUACAGGUAACUCUUCUACUGCUGUCGAACUACAACUGCCAUGUUGCUUGGCUAGGAUUGCUGGUCAAAGACUGGCUAACCGUGAUGGGUGUUGUUGCUCCACUGCAGAGCUGCUUCUGAUCUACAAAUGAUGUAUACUAAAUGGGGUACAUUCAAUACACAUACCAGAUUGUUCACUAAAGUGAGAUUUGUCUUGAAUUCAAAGUCAAUUUCAAAUUUAAGGUCAAAGUACAUGGACUGUAAUCACGGCUGCCUGAGCUUUCUCCAGUUCAGCACCUUAAAAUCUACUUUGAAUUCCCAAUAAUUAUCCCUUUAGUGAAUAUCCCUAUAAGAUGGGCUGCUUCAUAAAGCAUGCUAUUUGUUUAGGUUUAAACAAAAGUUGCACUUUUACAAAGUCUGUGAUUAAAUCGUACAAAGCGAAAUGCGCGGGGUGUUUACCUGCUUGUCAACUUGCUGUUUUAAUCCUUUCUUUUGAAUAAAUUGUAUGGAAUCCGAAAAUCAGAAUUUAGUGAAAAUAAAUUAACAUUGAGUUUUAUGAAGCGGUCCAUCUUUUUAUUUUGACUUUAUGCAGUAGAAAUAUAUAUAUUUUUUUCUACUUACAUUGUCUCAUCAUUGUGUGGUGCUAUCCCUUAUAUUCUAAGUGCACGCUUGUUGGCUGUGGUGAGCCACUGUUUAUAAUAAUAUGAUACAAGUCUGGUGAAAAACAGGGUAUUUUGGGCACUGUAUGGUUAAUUAGAGCAUAUUUCAUUACCUUUAAAAACAGGUAUUGAAAGCUCACAGCUUGGGUAUAAUUAUGAAAGUGGGAAAACUGCUUAAACGUCAGAGAUACAGUAACUGUCCCGACACACGAUGAAUUGUCAGGUUUCAAUCACUGGAUUCCUUUAAAUCACACUUCUUGCUGUAAGAAAUCUGUAAUCAUUGUCAAAGGUUAAAAUGCUUAAUGUUUUCCUGGAAUCUCUUUAUACCACUUGGCAAAUAACCUUGUUUAUGGGAUGUAGCCCGCUGCUUAGAUAAUGUUUAAAGCUUGUUUGGGGUCAUUGCUCUCCAUGAUUAAUGAAUAAUGGAGAGUUUGUUUAUAUUAUAGGACAGAUAUGUUUGUGCGGGACAGCUGAUCUUGCGUAAUACAGUACAGAAGACUAUCUCCAAUUAACACUUUAUCACAUCACUAUGCUUUGGAGCUAAUGCGAUCUUAUUGAUAAAGAUAUAUAUCUCUAAGACUAUUAUUCUAAAACAACAACUAUUGCUAUAAGCCACAAUGAGACCAGAUAGAAUGCAUCCUGUUGACUUUCGAAUUGUUCCUUUAAAUCGGCUUUUUGCUCAGUCUGACGUAUAUAUUUUUAUAUCUGUAGAUCCAUUUAUUCCACCAAUAUAUUUUACCAUAUUGCUUUGUAAUGGUUGAUUAGUCAGCCAUAUAUACUAUUCUAUAAAGAUUCUGCAGAUAGCAGUGAAACCCAAUGGUGUUUUCUUUAAUGUACAGUUACUAACAUUUAUUGUCCACACAAUUAAUCAUUGGUGGACACUGAGACAAAAUUAGAGUGGUGAUCUCAUAGUUUUCAGGAAGAUCGGAAAGUGGUGACAGACAGUGGUAAACAUGAGCAGUAUUAGAUUGAAGUUCCUAUUCUGGAUAAAGAGCUGUUAAUAAUUUUCUCUGUAUCCCUUAAAAACGAUACAUGCCAUCAUCACAAGCUUGUGCUUGAAGGUGCUAUGACUACAAUGCACACUCUUCUUAUUUUCAUUUAUAAAGCACCAACGGAUUCCGUGACGCUGUACAAUAGGUGGACUAACAGAUGAGUAUUUGCAACAUCCGAGUUGGAUGCAACAGAACAGAGUGUGUUGAGGGUCCGCUCAAACAAGCUUCCACUUAUAUACCAUUAGCAGCUCAUUAAAGCCCUAAAUAUGCGAAAUGAGUAGGGAAAUUUAAUGAGUGGUCUCUAAGAACUAGAUUGUAAAGAUGCCAUGGACUAUCAUUGGUUCUUAAAUAAUUACAUUUUUGUAUGUGAUGUUAGAGCCACAUAAAUAUUGGAAGAAAUAAAAAACAUAAAACAUAAAAAAAAAUAAAAAAAAACACAAUACUUCAAAUUAUUUGCCUUUAUAGACGUGUUUUCCAAAUUCACUGUUUGCUGCAUAUUUGACAUCCCUUUGGUAACAGUCCGUGUGUUUUUUCACCAUUGUACUGUCCGACUUCAGAUAUUACAAUUACUGUAUAACACACAUUAUUAGUAUUUUGAAGGUUUGUGCUUACAUUUGCAAAUCUCAGGAAUUUUAUGUAGACGAAUAACUUUUAUGUACUGUAAUAAUGAUAAAUCUAAGAUUUGUCUGUUUUUGUAUAUUUAUGUUAUUGUAUUUGGUACUGUAUCUACUCUUUAAUAAAGUGUUAUUGUAUGUCA
Molecule: messenger RNA, 3514 nt
Organism: Pelobates fuscus (common spadefoot toad)
Lineage: Eukaryota; Metazoa; Chordata; Amphibia; Anura; Pelobatidae
Gene: UPP2
Product: uridine phosphorylase 2
Exons: 7
Coding region: 79-1032 (317 amino acids)
Biological process (GO): nucleotide catabolic process; uridine catabolic process
Cellular component (GO): cytoplasm; cytosol
Molecular function (GO): uridine phosphorylase activity
Source: RefSeq, a predicted model, not a curated record